AUGGAGCCGGGAGGAGACGGCGGGGUGGCUACUAAGCCGCCGGCCCCUGCUAAUCCCGCGCAGAGGACGUCGGCGGAUUCUCAGACCACCUCUCCCACUUACCCGGACUGGGCGUCAGCCAUGCAAGUUGGUUGAUCUGGAGAACUCUUGCCAGUUUUCGGCAAUUUUUCUUUCCACAUUUGGAACCUGUGCAAGCAAUCUUCCCUGUUCUCUGCAACGCAGGUGUUCUACGCGGGCGGACCUGCUGCCUCUGGGACUCCCCAAGUCUUCUAUUCCCCUCCUCCCUCCCUCCCUCCUUUUGUCUGGGGAACCCAGGUUAAGGUUUCACCUCUCUCUACCCUCUUCCCUUUCUCCUCCAUCCUCUCUCCCUGAAUUUCGUCGGGUGCCUUUCAGCCACUGACAUACGAGACUCCAAUUCCGCAUGGUUCCAUGUUCCCUCACGGAGGCGCGUGCGCUCAUCCGGCUGCACUCACGGUAACCUUCCUUCCUGUUAGUAUGCGAUUUUUAUUUAUUGCGAAUUCUCCCAGAGAAGACCGAGACUUCAUCGUCAUGAGCAUCCUUCCCGAACCCAAUGAACAGAGUGAAACGGUGGCCAAUGGAGAGAAAGAAGCGAAGCCGCCAGAAGGAACCGAUUCAGGCCCAACGAAGGCGUCUGAUCGUGGUCCGGAUAAUGGCGGCAUGGGGGGUGGGAGCUCAGCUGAUGUCGAGAAAGGGACUUCUGGUUCCGACACGUGGUAUGCCUUCAGUUGUAGUCAAACGAUAGAUUUCAUCAGGGGAAGCAGCUACCAGCUGACCAGUCAGGAACUAUGCAGAACAGCAUACGAUUCUUUUCUUCAUUAUUUUUUUUUCCCCAUUCUAUGCAUAAUCCUUCGUCUGUUCUUUCUAAAAAUGUCCAGCAACGAAAGUGGAGGUGAAGAGUCCUCUAAAACCAGUAGAGAGGAUGUGAGUAGUUCUUUUUUUUUUGUUCGAAAAUAUACAAUUCAGAUUUUUAUUGUAUGCUUGUUGAACAUUGUGGAAACAGGGAAUAAUAUACUUGAAUAUUUAGUCUAAUCAAUAGAAAUCUUGGGUUUUUAUCAUGUGAUUAUAAUUUAUCGAACCGACGUAACUAUUAUUGACUUAAUUUCUGCAAGAAUAUUUGCCAAGCAGAACUGUUCUUCCUUGUAUUUAUGAUGAAGAGGGAACAAUACUCAUAAAUAUUUGCUAUAAUUAAUUGGAAUCUAUGGCUUUUGGCCUGUGGAUAGAAGUCGAUAAAAAAGCUAUUAUUUCCGUAAAUACAGAGCUCAUGGCCAUCUAAUGCAUUAAAUACAGACUAUUUAGCCUGAAUGACAAGCUUUUUACCCGAUAUUAAUCGAUCUCUUCCCCUCUUCAGGAUUUAUCAGCAUCUGCGAAGGGAGGUUAUGAUCAGAUCUUCCCAGGUGCUGUAAUAUAUCAAAAUCCAGACAUUUUUCUCGCUUAUUUAAUACCCAAUUCAGUCUUUAAUUCUUCCAUGAAUACUUAUCUUCGAAUCUUCUUUCUAUAGUUGACUGAUCUCUCUGCUUCAUCUCCAGUAAGCUUGGCACUGAGUUUCCCUGCUGCCAGCUCGCAUGAUGGGGUCCACCCGUGGAGCUCCUUUUGUGCUGGAAUUGGAAACAUGGAGAAGCAGGGGAUCUUACUGAACCCUGCGACUGCCAUGAACGGACAGAAGAAGCCAGUUCCUGACGACUUCAAAGGGAUGCAGGUGAGGGGGCGGCCCAUUUGGUCAUUCUUUAUCUUCCUAUCUCAUCCCCUCUGUAGAAUCUUCUAGUGAAGUAUGAUAUUUCUCUGAAGGAAGGUGGGGCUUUACUCAGCGGCUUUGUAUCUUCUUUCUUCUGUGAUCUUGGUAGGAUGAACACGAAGAGAAGAGACAGAAGAGGAAGCAGUCCAACAGAGAGUCGGCUAGGAGAUCAAGAGAACGAAGACAGGUAUUCCAAAAAUUGACCAACUUUUAUUGAUUAUUUCUUAUUUUUUUCGUACUAAAUUAAUGGUCAAUUUAUUGGGUUCUUGAAUCUUGGUGGGCAGUCCCCAAAGUUCUCGACGACCCUGAUUAUGUUGCUCUAAAUUAGGACAGAUUAUACAGAACUGAUGUAGAAUAUUAUUGAGAUAAUAUUUUCAACAGGAUGAGGUUAGACUUUAUUCAUAAAAUCAUAUCAUCAUCUUUAAUACAAGGCUAUAAAUGCAUAUGUAUCAUCUUCCCUAUUUGACUUUAAUUAAAAACUAUACCAUGAUGGCUAACUAUAUAUAAAAAUAUGAAGAAAUAAUAUGGUUCUUCUUAGGAUCCCACUCGGAUUCUUUCCACACAUCUCAUUCUCUCUCUCUCUCUCUCUCUCUCUCUCUCUCUCUCUCUCUCUCUCUCUCUCUCUCUCUCCCUUCGUUCUAUCAGAAAGAAUGUGAAGGGUUAGCGAGGCAGGUAGCCGCGCUGAACACCCACAACGCUGACCUGAGAAGUGAGAUUGACCAGCUUUACGCAGAAUGCAAGCGCAUAGGAGCUGAAAACGCAUCAAUAACGGUUGGCCUCUCCCUCACACUCCGAAGAAAGAAAAUUUCUUGGCUCUUUCCUAUUUUCGUCUUUGACUUUUUGAUGCCCUUUGCCCUUAAGCUGUCAGAUGUUGACUCGCCAUUAAUGGGAAGAUGCUUUAUAUUGGCAGGAAGAACUGAAGGCGUUAUAUGGGCCCAAUGUGUUGGUUGCCUUGGGAGAUUAGACUGGUCUGCCAGCUAUUCUCUGGUUCCAAAUGCUAAUGACCACAAGAAACAUGGGUCAUCAGCAUCCAGGAGCAAGCUCAAAGGCAACUUAUAA
Spirodela intermedia is the source of this 2812-nucleotide messenger RNA. The record is from the annotation of a GenBank genome assembly. NCBI's taxonomy places the organism in Eukaryota, Viridiplantae, Streptophyta, Magnoliopsida, Alismatales, Araceae.